Diceros bicornis minor is the source of this 826-nucleotide messenger RNA. RefSeq names its product high mobility group nucleosomal binding domain 3 (gene HMGN3). The record is from RefSeq and is a predicted model, not a curated record. Gene Ontology annotation, biological process: chromatin organization. NCBI's taxonomy places the organism in Eukaryota, Metazoa, Chordata, Mammalia, Perissodactyla, Rhinocerotidae. Gene Ontology annotation, molecular function: nucleosomal DNA binding. Gene Ontology annotation, cellular component: chromatin; nucleus. The coding region runs from base 158 to 550 and encodes 130 amino acids. The transcript has 6 exons.
AGUGGAGGGCCCUGGAGGGACCGCCGAGGUGCAGGUCGGAGAAGCCGGGUCCGCCGUGCCCUGCGCGUGAGCAGCUGCAGCGGCGGGGCACAUCCAGCGGCGGUGCCAGCACUUCCAGCACGUUGCUUGACUUUUUAGCUGCACGAACAUAGUCAUUAUGCCGAAGAGAAAGUCUCCAGAGAAUGCAGAGGGCAAGGAUGGAUCCAAAGUAACUAAACAGGAGCCCACCAGACGGUCCGCCAGGUUGUCCGCGAAACCUGCUCCACCAAAACCUGAGCCUAAACCAAGAAAAACAUCUGCUAAGAAAGAACCUGGGACAAAGAUUAACAAAGGUGCUAAAGGGAAGAAGGAGGAAAAGCAGGAAGCUGGAAAGGAAGGUACUGCACCAUCUGAAAAUGGUGAAACUAAAGCUGAAGAGAUCCACAUCUCUCGCUCAACUGUUAAUGUCUCAGCCUCCAGAGGUACCCCACCCAGCACACUGUCAGUAAAGGGGCAGAUCGAAACAGUGAGAGUUAAGGGUACAGUAGACAAUCCUGCAUGUUUGCAGUGACUAGAAUCAGAUAGUAGCAUGGUGUUCUUUAUAUGAACAGUGGGAGCCUGCAGGCAAAGCUUCUGUGGUCGUUUGGACAGCAGAAAGCAACAAAUGCAGUGAAGUGUUCGCGUAAUAUAUUCCUGCCUUCUCCGUUUUACACCCAGAGGUGAAAUAGGUUUUGCAGUAGAGCUGCUAAAAAACAGAUGUUCAGAAGUGUGUGUGUUGGUGGGGUGGACUUUUCUUUGGCUUCUAGUAGUUUUAAUAGUAACUGUACCUUUUUUUUUCCUUUCUUUU